This is a messenger RNA of Ilyonectria robusta, 2133 nucleotides long. RefSeq lists its product as uncharacterized. The record is from RefSeq and is a predicted model, not a curated record. Gene Ontology annotation, molecular function: protein binding. Lineage: Eukaryota; Fungi; Ascomycota; Sordariomycetes; Hypocreales; Nectriaceae. Bases 1 to 2133 code for a protein of 710 amino acids. The transcript has 2 exons.
AUGAGCUCUCUCACAGCUCCCCGGAUCCGGCGCACGGCGCAAAACACACAAUUUACAUACAACCUCUCACGGCGCGUAAACGAUGUACAGACCUACCCCGUCCAGUCCCCUCAAGGUGCGACCAUCUUAAUAUACGGCCACGAGAACGGUGUCACUCUGGUGUGGCGAGGAGGAAAGCGACUCAAGCCAGCCAAGAAAGCACCCCCGAAGGAGAAACAGAAUGGAUCUAUCGAUGAUUCGGUGAUGAUCAUCGACUCGGACGACGAGGAGCCGCCGGCCAAGGCCAAAACUUCAGUCAAGUUUGAGGACAAACCCCAGUUCGAGGACGAGAUUGAAGAAGGCCCAUACCCCGAGAUUGUGCAGACGCUGGAUCUGGCGCUUGGUACUGCGGUGCUCAAGGUGGCAGUGAUGCCCAUGACUCCAACGCCCGCAGAGGAUGCAGCCUGGGGAGGAGCCAAGAUCCUGACGGAGAGGAUGGUCUUUGCCGUGUCGUGCGUCACCAACGAUGUCUACCUCAUCACACUGCCCUUGACACCCCCAUCGCCAGAAAGCAAGGAGAGGCCAGAGCUUGGAAACGAUCUACUGGCCGGCAAGGCUGGAUCUGGAGCUUGGGGCGAGUCGCUCAUCCUGCUAGGUGGCCAGGCCAAGCACAGCGAGGGUAUCGCUAUCAACUUGGUCAUGCCAAAGGCGUCAGAGCGGCCAGGUACAAAAUCACGAGCUGUCGUUGCCUCUCACUCUCGUGAGGCUUCAGGAACUCUCCGACUAUGGGAUGUUCCUCUGGACCCCAAGGACACACCGGUGAACGCCGUCGAGCCUUUCCAGACGGAGUAUUUGCCAAGCCCUCUCACGACUAUUUCCUUCAACUCCACACAUACAACACAGCUGCUUGUUGUAUCUUCCCUACAAGGCGUGCGAAUCUACGACUUUGCGCUCCCAUCACUACCCCCGGACCCUGAUGCCACUGGCCCCUUCCCUGUACAGGGCUCCUGGCUUCUCACCCUCUACCAGCCUUUUGCUCGACCAUCGUCGACGAGAAAACCAAUCCUGGAUGCCGCAUGGAUAGCCCAUGGCCGUGCCGUGUUUGUGCUACUUGCUGACGGCACCUGGGGAAUCUGGGACAUUGACGGUGUCAGCCCUGAUUCGUCUGGUGCUGCCCUCUCGAAUAAGCUCAAGCCUGGCGUUCGAGGUGCUGCACUGACGGCGUUUAGCGUGUCUGGCUUUGUCGAGGGAACUAGCUCGUUGCGAAGCGUUACGACUCAGAGCAAGGAGAACAGCAACGGGGACUUUGCACCCAUGACGCCUCACACUCGUCGCCAAGCUACGGCCUCCCUCAGCUCCGCCAUGACCCUCGAUCGCCUGGCUACCAUCCGGGGCGGAGUAACAGUCACACCCCUACCAACCAACGGCAAUGCCGUUCAGGAAGAGAGCUUGGCGCUCUGGGUGGGCGGCUUAGACCAUGUUUGCAUCAUCCCUGGUGUUUCACGGUUCUGGGAGUCCCAGCUCCGCAAAGGCGCCGGUACUGGCGUCGAUCUGUUCAGCAGCGCUCAGCCGACGAGGAUGAUCAAGCUCCUUGAUUUGUCUACUGGUCUACUUGGUGAACGUUGUUGUGGCGUUGGACUCGCUGUGGACGCCUUGAAACAUGGGAACGGCGCUAGCCUGGAUGGAGGCCUCCCCGCAGAUGUCUUGAUCCUUGGUGAAACGAGGAUCGUCAUUGUGCGAGAGGGAGAGGAUGGUCCAGGUAGAAAGAUUGGCGGGGUUGUCAGCACCCGAAAGCGAAGACUCUUUUCCAAGGGAGACAAGUCAGACGCCAUCAUCGUCCACGGCAAGCAGGACAAGUCGACAAGAAUCUCCUUCAACCUCAGCACUAUCAAGCCCGGAACUCUCCGAAAGCCGUCCCUGUUUGGACAGGAUGAGAGCACUGGGGAUUUGACAAAGUCACAAGACAACCUGCCUCAGUCGUCUCGGCCACAGGUGGGAUUCGAUUUUACGGAUACCCUGAGCGCCGCGGCAGAUCUGACUGAGGACUUUACAACAAGAGAUGUGGAGGUUGAAAUGCUCGAUAUUAUGGAGAUUGACAAGACUCUGGAUAGCAUGCAGGGCAGGGGGAGAAAGCUCCUGUUUGACAAGCAGUGA